GAGACAUCAACAAAACACUGAAAAGAAUACUACACACAAAACACAAAGCUUAAAUACAGGAAAAAUAAGGAGAAAUUGAAGCACCACGACUGAAGGACUUGAAGAAACGGUCACUAAGGAAAAAGGAGAACAUUUGGGAAGGCAAUACAGUUGCUGGCAAUACAGUUAGUAAAUAAUUGAAGUGAAAGGUGUACCUGUCAGGUGUGGUUACAAUGGAGGAAGUCAUUCAAAACAAUAAGCGGUUGAAACUUGAGACCAGUGAGCUGAGGAAAGGCACAGGUGUGGGGGCUCUCCUGGAGAACAUCCGUGCUGUAGGGAAGCCGAGAAUCAUCCAGGAGGAGGAGUGUGAGGUGAUGGUAAUAAGUGACGACAGCAAUUCAGACAUAGCCAGCCACGCAGCAAGCUGUGCACCCAGCCACACAGCCGGCCACACAGCAAGCCAUGCAGCAAGCCACACAGUAAGCCACACAGCCAGCCAUGCAACAAGCCACACAGCAAGCUACACAGCAAGCCACACUGCAAACCACACAGCCAGCCAUGCAUCCAGCCAUACAGCCAGCCAUACAGCAAGCCACACAGCAAACCACAACGGGUCAAUUGCUGCUGUCUUGACUCCCCAAAGUCUGGCCAAGUUUGGAGUUGUGGCAGAGACUCACACUAUACAAAAUGGAACCAGUGCCCUUGAAACCAAAGAAUUUGUAGUUGAAAAGAUGGACAUUCAUAAACCAAGUGAAAGAACGUUAAAGAGAACUGAAAAUGAGCAGUGCAAUAGCGUGAGCAAGAGUGUCUGUGAGGAAAUAGUGGUAUCAGAUGCAACAGAAAAGGAUGACUCAAGAGAGCCCAUCGAGGAGCAAGAUGAAACACCUCUACCACCUCUUAGACACAACUUUGCUAGUCCACUGAUGGCUCUGAAUUACAUGGCAGAAUUCAAGAUGCCACAUGAUAAUUUCACCAAGGGAUGUAAAUGGUCCCCCGAUGGAUCGUGUCUGCUGGUGACAGCCAACGACUCCAAGAUCCGCUUGUUCAACCUUCCCACGCCAGUGGUUCAGGGACAUUUUCAGUGUGAGUCGUGGUUUGCAGAGGAGGCUGAGAAGUACACCAAGCCUGCGGUGACUGUCAGGGAGAAGGAGAUAGUGUAUGAUUACUGCUGGUACCCACUCAUGCGCUCUGACCUGCCAUCCUCCUGCUGUUUUGCCACCACAUGCAGAGACCAUCCAGUCCACUUAUGGGAUGCGUGGAAUGGCAGCCUGAUAGGCAGCUAUCACCCGUACAACCACCUUGAUGAAAUGGUAGCAGCCUACAGUGUAGAGUUCAACAUAGAUGGCUCAAGACUGGUGACAGGCUUCAAUAAGUGCCUCCGUACUUUCUACACCCAACGGCCGGGCAGAGUCUUUGAACAGAUAGAAGCAAAGAACCAGCCGGGGAUAAUCUCCUGCAUGAGUUUCAACCCUCAGCUGCCUUCUGUCUUUGCCGCCGGUAGUUACCUUGGCUCUAUUGGCCUCUAUAACCUGGAGAGAAACAACCUGUUUUGCCGAAUGGAAGGCAGCAUUGGUGGCGUUACACAAGUCAAGUUUUCCUCGUGUGGUACCAAGCUUUUUUCUGGCUCUCGCAAGAAUAAUGAGAUCCUGUGCUGGGACAUAAGGAACCCAGGAAUGCUGUUGUGUGGCUAUGGCAGGGAAGUUUCAACAAGCCAGAGAAUAUACUUUGACUUGGAGCAACACUAUGGCAGGUUCCUUGUUUCUGGAGACACAAGAGGCUAUGUGUUAAAGUGGGACCUGGAAGAUGACCAAGAGGCUGCAGCUGAUGCGAGUGUUACCAAGGAACCAACAUCACUAUUCACAGCCCACAAAGACUGCACCAACGGAGUAAGCAUCCACCCCUACUGUCCACUCCUUGCCACCAGUUCGGGACAGCGGCACUUCCCAGAGCCUGUGUCGGAGUCUGAUUUGGGCUCCUGCUCAGAAAAUGAAGAGCCAAAGGUUUUGUUCACCAGCAGCAGAACGCUUCCAGAGAAUACUGUUAAAUUGUGGUGGCUUGGAGAGUCAUAGAUUUUAACUUAAGUGUUUUGUAUUGCUUGUAUUUUAUUGAAUAUGUAUAAUACUUGUCACUGUAUUUCUCAUUGUAUAGGGCAGGACACCAUGUGCUCUAAAAGGCAAAAUAAACUUGCCGGCAAGUGA
Molecule: messenger RNA, 2177 nt
Organism: Scylla paramamosain (green mud crab)
Lineage: Eukaryota; Metazoa; Arthropoda; Malacostraca; Decapoda; Portunidae
Gene: WDR79
Product: telomerase Cajal body protein 1-like
Exons: 11
Coding region: 213-2048 (611 amino acids)
Biological process (GO): Cajal body organization
Cellular component (GO): Cajal body
Molecular function (GO): RNA binding; protein binding
Source: RefSeq, a predicted model, not a curated record